GUUAUGAAACAAAUUAUAAAAGCACCUUUAAGCAACAUCUUUUAACACAUAAAGUUUCUAAGGUUUUUAAAUGUUCUACUUGUGAUUAUGGCAUAAAUAAUAUGCAACUCUAUAAACAACAUCUUUUAAAACAUAAAGUUUCCAAAGGUUUUAAAUGUGCUACUUGUGAUUAUGGGACCAAUAUUAAACGUUAUUUCAAACGACAUCUUUUAAAACAUAAAGUUUCGAAGGAUUUCAAAUGUGCUAUUUGUGAUUAUGGGACAAAUUAUAAACACCUCUUCAAACAACAUCUUCUGAAACAUACAGGAGUCUAUAAAGAUUUCUAAUGUGCUAAUUGAGAUUAUGAAGUUGCUUUGGGCAACACCUCUUUAGGUGUUAUCUUCAAAUCACAGGUGCUCUUCAGCUUAUCUGAUUGAAAGAAACAAGUUUAACAAUUACACUACGUUAGACUAACGAUUUAUUGUUAUUAUUAUUACACCACCGUUCUUUUAUUGUACCAAAAGACUAUGUCCAUAGUCUUUGAUUGUACCAUAAUUUAUACUACAAUCAAUUCCACAAUAACAAAAAUGCCUUGGGUAGAAACUGCAGAGGGCUGUAAACAAUUGAAACUACAUAUCAAUUGUAAAGAAUUAAAUGGACAUAAUUUUAGAAAACCUCUAAUGGCAGAAUCCCUUUUUUAAUUUUUGGUAAAAUAAAACUCAGAUAAACAAAAUAACACACAAACAGAAACAAGAAAAAGUUUAACAGAAGUCCAGAAUAUCUGGAAGAAGUCGGUCAACCCAAAUGCUUAUAGGGAUCCGUAAAUAAAUAAAUAAUGUUGUUCCGUCAAAUUAAAAGAUAUUUAUUUUUUUUGUUAAAUCUGUCGUGCUGAUUAGAAUAAAUGUUUUGGGUGCUCAAACAAAAUUAAUUUCGCUUCUCUCUCUCUCUCUUUCCUUCUCCAAUAAAAUUGCACUAUUAGAUUUGACAACAUUGCAUUUGAGAGUAUCAAGGACGUUAAUGUGCUUGGUAUCUGUCUAUUACUAAGGUCUAUUACAUGGCGUUUCUUAUAUUUUAGGUAUGGACCGAAAUGAAGACACACUUGCACUUGUUAAAAUCGAACCGAAACAGGAAGAAGAAAUCCAUUCCUCUUUUGAGGGAAACAUUUUGGUGAGCAACGAAGGUUUCGUUACAAUAAAAGACGAAAUCACCAUUGGUGCACAGUGUUCUAGACGAGAUUCUAAAUCUCUAUAUAAUGAAGAAGUACAUCAAUCCUCUGACCGGUGUAAAACAGUGUCUCAGGAUUUUAAAUGUGCUGAUUGUGAUUAUGGGACCAAUGUUAAAAGCAGAUUCAAACGACAUCUCUUUGUACAUACUACAGUUUCUAAGGAUUUUAAAUGUGGUGAUUGUGAUUAUAAAACAAACAAUAAAUAUAACUUUAGCCAACACCUUUUGACACAUAAAGCUUCGAAGGAUCUUAAAUGUGCCACUUGUGAUUAUGAGACUAAUGUUAAAUUCAACUUCAAAAGACAUCUUUUAAUACACAAAAUUUUGAAGGAUUUCAAAUGUGCUGAUUGUGAUUAUAACACAAAUUAUAAAAACAACUUCAAACAACAUCUUUUAACACAUAAAGUUUCUAAGGAUUUUAAAUGUGCUAAUUGUCAUUAUAAGACAAAUUUUAAAUCCGAUCUUAAGAAACAUUUUUUAAAACAUCGAGUCAAACAUAGGGUUUCUCUUUCUAAGGAUUUUAAAUGUGCUAAUUGCGAUUAUGAGACAAAUUAUAAAAGCAACUUCAAACAACAUCUUUCAACACAUAAAGUUUCUAAGGAAUUUACAUGUGCUACUUGUGAUUAUGGGACAAAUAAUCUACACCUGUUCAAACAACAUCUUCUAAAACAUAAAGUUUCCAAAGGUUUUAAAUGUACUACUUGUGAUUAUGGGACCAAUGUUAAACGCUACUUCAAGCAACAUCUUUUAAGACAUAAAGCUUCUAAGGAUUUUAAAUGCGGUAAUUGUAAUUAUGAGACAAAUUAUAAAAGCAACUUUAAACAACAUGUUUUAACACAUAAAGUUUCUAAGGAUUUUAAAUGUGCCAAUUGUGAUUAUGAGACAAAGUAUAAAAGCAACUUUAAACAACAUCUUUUAACACAUAAAGUUUCUAAGGAUUUUAAAUGUGCUAAUUGUGAUUCAUUAUAAAAGCAACUUCAAACAACAUAUUUUAACACAAGUUUCUUUUUCUAAGGACUUGAAAUGUGCUGAUUGUGAUUAUAAGAUAAAUUAUAAAAGCAACUUCAAACAACAUCUUUUAAAACAUAAAGUUUCCCCUUUUAAGGAUUUUAAAGAUUAUGAGACAAAUUAUAAACACCACUUUAAACAACAUCUUCUAACACAUAAAGUGUCUAAGGAUUUUAAAUGUGCUACUUGCGAUUAUGGGACCAAUGUUAAACCAUACUUCAAGCAACAUCUUUUAAGACAUAAAGCUUCUAAGGAUUUUAAAUGCGCUAAUUGUAAUUAUGAGACAAAUUAUAAAAUCAACUUCAAACAACAUAUUUUAAUACAUAAAGUUUCUUUUUCUAAGGAUUUGAAAUGUGCUGAUUGUGAUUA
Messenger RNA from Photinus pyralis (common eastern firefly), 2580 nucleotides. Its product is annotated as gastrula zinc finger protein XlCGF46.1-like. The transcript is spliced from 2 exons. Bases 1057 to 2172 code for a protein of 371 amino acids. NCBI's taxonomy places the organism in Eukaryota, Metazoa, Arthropoda, Insecta, Coleoptera, Lampyridae. Gene Ontology annotation, biological process: regulation of transcription by RNA polymerase II. Gene Ontology annotation, cellular component: nucleus. Gene Ontology annotation, molecular function: RNA polymerase II transcription regulatory region sequence-specific DNA binding; DNA-binding transcription factor activity, RNA polymerase II-specific. The record is from RefSeq and is a predicted model, not a curated record.